AUGCAGGAGGUUUCCUUGUCGCAGGUGCCCAACACCUGCUCCAUACGGGAAGAAGGAAUUUCCCGCUCUUUUUCUCAUAUUUUAUUACUGUACUGUAGUAGUAAAUGACAUUUUCACCAUGUCUCCUGCACUCUGCAACUCUCUGUUUAUUCUGCUCAUAUCCCUUCAUACUGGGCUCUCUCAGUUGGUAAGAACACAGCAGGUUGUCACAGCAACCCUGGGAGAAGAUGCAGUCUUAACCUGUGAGCUCAUGACACUCAAAGAUGUGCGGCAAGUCACCUGGCAAAAAGAGACACCUGGGGUGAAUGAAAAUGUGGCCACCUACAGCAAACGCGGUUCCCAUGUCAACCCACCUUUUCAGAGGAAAGUGGAGUUUGAAGACGAGGGUCUGCAGAACUGCUCUAUCGUCAUCAGAGGAGUGUCAAGAGGAGACGAGUCCUGCUACAAGUGUCUGUUUAACACCUUUCCAGAUGGACCAGUCAGUGGAACCACCUGCCUCAAAGUCAAUGAGCUGUAUGGACCCUCACUCCUCAUCACACAAACCAACAACAGUCACACCACUCUGUCCUGUUCUGCUACUGGAAGACCUGUUCCUAUAGUAACCUGGGAUGACAUCAUGAUAGAACAUUCCACCAUGGUUGAUGUCACCCAUCCCAAUGGGACUGUCACUAUGACAACUACUGUAACAGUAGUAGUGUCCAGUCUAACUGACAAAGAGGUUAGGUGUGUUGCUUCUAUGUCCUUCAGUGAUGUCACCAAGAAUGUUUCCAUGGUGAUUCCAGCUUCAAUUACUGGUCAAUCUCAGGUCUCUGAUGAUGACAGAAUCAGUGGGACAGUGGUUGGUGCAGUGAUGGGUGCAGUGUUGUGUUUAAUGUGUCUCAUUGCUGUAUUCUGUGUAAUAUGGCGGCAAAAGAGGAGAAAAGAUACUUCUUCCAGAAAACCCCCAGUUCCUGACCCUGAAAUCAGCCAAACUCCCUUAAAGACACCACCAACAUCCAAACAGUCACAAUCGUCAACUAGCUCACCAAACAACUCAACAACCAGCUCACCAAACAACUCAACAACCAGCUCACCAAACAACUCAACAACCAGCUCACCAAACAACUCAACAACCAGCUCACCAAACAACUCAACAACCAAGCGGAGGAUGACUAAGAACUCGUCUGACAAGCUCAGGAUGCAACAAGCUCAGGAGGCUGUAAAGAAGAACCUUUUCAAUGACUACUGAGUGACUGUACUCACAUUGCCACACACACACACCUGAUCAUUACUGACUCAUCUGGUUCACGUUAUUUUAUCUUUAAAAGUCUGUGACAAUCAAUCCGUUUUUAAAAAACAGUCCUUUUUAAAGAUAUUGUAUUGAGCCUGUUAUAACAGUUAUCUUCGUUGCCUGGUUUGUCUCAGGUCAUGAUGGCCUAGGGAGAGUUGUGCAAGUCAGUUUAAAGAUUGUAGGGAGAAAUCAAAAAUCUCUCUGAGACAUUUACAAAGACCACACACGUAAGAGGGGAACAUCAAUCGUAUUGGACACUUCCACUGAACUAUCAAUAUGCAGUUCUGCCAUUAGGUAACACUCAGGUUUUGACCUCUUAAAACCAAGAGACGGCAUCAGUACAGCUUUAAAUGUUUAUCUUGUAUAUACCUUGUAAGCACGUGCAUCUGUCAUGUGUGUUGCUGUUUCUUUAAUCUUGUGUGACGUGCCACAACUAAUGUUCCUUCUGGAUAAUGUUUCAUUUAAUCUAUUCAAUUUAAGGUUUCAAAUGUAGGGUAUAUUACCCUGAAACUACCAGAAUUUUGGCAACUUUCAAGUUUUGGGGGGUGAAUUUUAUAAGAUCUAGUGAGUUUUUGUUCAGAUUAUCACUUCAGAUCAUCACAUGUCUAAUUAUCUUUGGCCCUCUGUGUGGCCUUAUCACAUGUAAAAUAUAUACAAUUAGAUUUAAUAAAAAAUAAUGUCAUUGUUGAUUAGAUUAUUUUUCAUUAGACAAUUUUCUCUUGAACCUUAUGGUCUAUCCACUAGAAGUUCAUGGACAAUAAGGACAUAGAUAUAUGUGAAUACAGUUUUUCAAAGUUAUUCAAGUAUAAAUGACAAAAGUUUCCAUACUAGAAAUAAUUUGUGCUGACAUCAAAAUAAAUUGAUGUCAAUAACCAAUCAGAGUAUCAAAGCCAAUUACAUGAUUCAUGUAAGCCAACUCUUGCUCAACCCAUCAGUUUCUGGGACCAAUCAGAAUGGUGAGAAUGUUUUCACAUACUUAAGACGUUGGGAAGGAAAGCAAAUCCAGACUCAUGGUGGAGAAGAAACGCUAGUGGGCGUGGUGUUUGGCCGGAGCGAUGAGGAUAGGUAGUCAGGCUAACUGAUGUGCAGGAAGGAAAGCAAAUGGAGAAGAAACGCUAGUGGGCGUGGUGUUUGGCCGGAGCGAUGAGGAUAGGUAGUCAGGCUAACUGAUGUGCAGGAAGGAAACGACAGACCGGCCACCAUGAAACAACUAUCUCAUGCUUUAAAUAGACUGGCCUUGCAUCCACAGAACUGUUAAAUGUUGCCUUUAUCUUUUGGUUCAGUGUAGAAAUGGGGUUCAUAGGUUUUGGCCUCAACCACCUUAGUCAGUGUAUGCAGCAGGCACUUGUUCCUGUUGAUCAUAAUUAGGAUUUACGUAGAAUGUAUGCACACAUGACUGUAAGUCGCUUUGGAUAAAAGCGUCUGCUAAAUGGCAUUUAUUAUUAUUAUUAUUAUUAUUAAGUACAUAGGCUACAGCAUACAUACAUUUUGUGGGAAAAACAGUUGUAAUAAAUCAUAUCCAGCUCAUUA
This is a messenger RNA of Oncorhynchus gorbuscha (pink salmon), 2800 nucleotides long. Its product is annotated as nectin-4-like. The record is from RefSeq and is a predicted model, not a curated record. The transcript has 9 exons. Bases 119 to 1228 code for a protein of 369 amino acids. NCBI's taxonomy places the organism in Eukaryota, Metazoa, Chordata, Actinopteri, Salmoniformes, Salmonidae. Gene Ontology annotation, molecular function: cell-cell adhesion mediator activity.